Nematolebias whitei (Rio pearlfish) is the source of this 550-nucleotide messenger RNA. It is a transcript of the gene mrpl42, whose product is annotated as mitochondrial ribosomal protein L42. Gene Ontology annotation, cellular component: mitochondrial large ribosomal subunit. The transcript is spliced from 5 exons. The coding region runs from base 26 to 478 and encodes 150 amino acids. Lineage: Eukaryota; Metazoa; Chordata; Actinopteri; Cyprinodontiformes; Rivulidae. The record is from RefSeq and is a predicted model, not a curated record.
GUGACGCACUGUCCAAAAUAACAGCAUGGCGUCCGGUCACUUGUGCAAGCUGCACGGUAUUUUAACUCGAUUUGCUUACGGUCCCGCACUGCGAAAUGGUCAAACUUGUAUUGUGUCUGUUCGACAGAAGUCCAGUGCCAACACACUUAAUGGCCCUAAUUGUAAAGUGGAAAUAGCCGUAACUUCAGAUGAGAAAACCAUUGUGUGCUACCAUCCUGCUGCUGACAUUCCUUAUGAGUUCACUCGGCCUAUUGAACGACCAGACCCAUUGACCGGCCCGGCAGAGUCUCAUGAUCAGGUUUUGAAGGCCCACCUGAGCAAUGAGCUGCUGAAGGUUAAAAAAGGCUACAUGAAGGGUAAAAAAGGCUCCACUGAAGAGGAACUGGGCAAGAUGUUUUUCACCACAAAACAUCGGUUUUAUCCAGUAGGACAGUUUCACAUGAGGCGUAUCAAGAAAACCCCCCCAAAGGACAGAUAAUUCAAGUUCCAAGUCUGUUUGUCUGUCAGUUUGCUUUUGUCUAAGUAUUGAAUAAUAAACUGCUCAAUAUUC